Eucalyptus grandis is the source of this 1665-nucleotide messenger RNA. RefSeq names its product E3 ubiquitin-protein ligase CCNB1IP1 homolog. NCBI's taxonomy places the organism in Eukaryota, Viridiplantae, Streptophyta, Magnoliopsida, Myrtales, Myrtaceae. Gene Ontology annotation, biological process: chiasma assembly. Bases 353 to 1267 code for a protein of 304 amino acids. The transcript is spliced from 10 exons. The record is from RefSeq and is a predicted model, not a curated record.
CAUAUUUCGCAAGAUAGGCACAACGCAGCAUUCGCAGAGAAGACAUACAGGCAGCAGCGCUUCUCCUCGAACUCGGAUUCCUUCGCGACUCCCGAUCGUCAUUCCCCCGCUCUUGAAUCAUCCGCCCUGGUUCGCUCUCGCAUCCGCCGACCAGCUCGAUCGGCGCGGCGUCUCCAGUUGAGGCCGUUCGUAACUGGUUCAGUUCGCCUCGCCGGAGCUUCCGAGCUUCGAGUUGAAAUCCUGAAUCUGAAAUAAACUGUUUCCCGUGCAUACGUAUGAUUACCGCAGCCAUGGCCACUACGAUGUAUAAUGUCGAGAAACAUGUAGCUGAAGGUAUCUUCUGAUUGCUGAAAUGAGAUGCAACGCGUGCUGGCGAGAAUUGGAAGGACGAGCUGUUUCCACCACCUGUGGUCACCUAUUGUGCAAUGAAGACGCUGCCAAGAUUCUAAAUAGUGAUGCAGCAUGUCCCAUUUGCGACCAGGUGCUCUCUAAGAGUCACAUGAAACCUGUGGAUAUAAAUCCGAAUGAUGAAUGGAUCAAUAUGGCUAUGGCUGGAAUAUCUCCACAGAUACUCAUGAAGAGCGCAUACCGUAGUGUGAUGUUCUUUGUCGGACAAAAGGAACUGGAGAUGCAGUUUAAAAUGAACAGAAUAGUGGCUCAGUGCCGGCAGAAAUGUGAAGUCAUGCAAGAGAAAUUCACAGAGAAACUGGAGCAAGUACAUGCUGCAUAUCAAAAAAUGGCCAAGCGGUGUCAGAUGAUGGAACAAGAGAUUGAGAGCCUCUCCAAAGAUAAGCAAGAGCUUCAAGAGAAGUUCUCUGAGAAAUCAAGGCAAAAGAGAAAGCUAGAUGAGAUGUAUGAUCAACUAAGGAGUGACUAUGAGUCGAUGAAACGAUCUGCAAUCCAACCAGCGAGUGAUUUUUAUCCAAGAAGCGAACAUGACUUGUUUUCAGCCCCAGUUAACAUGAUGAAUAAUCCUGACAACAUGCGUAAAGAUUGGUCCAUCUUUCCUCCUCCAACUCCAGGGCAAAGAGAGGAUGUGUGGCCAGCAAGGCAGAAUAGUUCAAUCUCUGGUCCUUUUGAUAUCUCUGGGGGCUCACCAGCAAAACACCCAACCAUUCCAGUUGACGCCAACAGCAGAAGGGUCAGUGGCGACCCAGUUUUUGGAGCCGGUACUGCCAACCCCUCAAUGACAUUAAGGAACCUCAUACUCUCCCCCAUAAAGAGGCCUCAGCUCUCCCGGAAUCGGACUCAAAUGUUUACGUUAUAGUCUAUCAAAGCAAGCACUUCAUCUAUUAGCAUUUUUGGAGUAGCUGGGCAGCGCUGUGAAGUUGGGAUUUUGACUGUUCAUUGGCAGUUGUGCCCAGUGAAAUGCUAAAAACAGAAGGGUGUCGGAAACAGUGGCUUGCGUGUAUCUGGAAUAGCUGAAAAGAAUUUUUGAUUGUUUGGGGUAUCUGAAGUUUAGUCCCAUUUCUAUUAGCCGUGGCGGCGUGUGAAGCUUAGGUUUAUCUGUGGUUUAAGGUGUCCAAUCAGUUUCUUCAACCAGAGCAACAUAGAAUGGAGUAACUUUUUGUACUUAUAGGUUUUGUAAGGACGAAUUGAUAGUCUUGUAAGGUUCCAUGGUGCUUUUUCAUUAAAUAUUCAUUGUGUGCCGCUUUGAUAGUCAAA